Molecule: messenger RNA, 3269 nt
Organism: Hyla sarda
Lineage: Eukaryota; Metazoa; Chordata; Amphibia; Anura; Hylidae
Gene: KCTD6
Product: potassium channel tetramerization domain containing 6
Exons: 3
Coding region: 160-1137 (325 amino acids)
Biological process (GO): protein homooligomerization
Molecular function (GO): protein binding
Source: RefSeq, a predicted model, not a curated record
CCUUCUCCACGGCGUCCUCCAAUCAGAACGCGGCGUGACCCUACGCUAGUCAGUUGACCAGAGUAAACCAAUCACAAACGAGAUAGGGUACACGCCUCUGUCGCGCCUUCACUGAGGCAUGGGGGCGUGGUCAAAGAAAAUGUUGCCGCGCGACCUCCAAUGACAUCGCGCGGACGGAGAAAGUCUACGGGCAGCGGGGAGGACCAAUUCUAUCAUUCUCACGGGGCUGUAGGCGGAGUCGGUGGAGCAGGCCUCGGAUUUGACGCUGUACACACUGGGGCGAUUGGUCUGCUGAGGUUUUUUCCCCGUUGGAUUUCUGUACAUCCGGGCAGACAGCGAUCAGGAGCUGGACGAAGCGAUUGGUGUAUGCAUUCCUCAGCAUUCAGACGUCGGGUUCACUCCAAGCAUCAGUCAUUUGACCAAAUGGAUAAUGGAGACUGGGGAUACAUGACAACCGAUCCAGUCACGCUAAAUGUCGGGGGCCAUGUGUACACGACCUCACUCUCGACGUUAACCCGUUAUCCGGAUUCCAUGUUGGGUGCCAUGUUUCGAGGUGACUUCCCCACUGCUAGAGACUCCCAGGGCAAUUACUUUAUUGACCGUGAUGGAUCCCUCUUCCGGUAUGUGUUAAACUUUCUACGGACAUCAGAACUUACCGUGCCUGUAGACUUCAAAGAGUUUGAUUUGCUGCGGAAAGAAGCCGAUUUUUAUCAGAUUGAACCUUUAAUACAAUUUCUGAAUGACCCCAAACCUUUAUAUCCUACGGACACUUUCGAGGAAGUUGUGGAACUGUCCAGUACCAGAAAAUUAUCAAAGUAUUCCAACCCCGUGGCCGUAAUCAUCACCCAGCUUACAAUCACCACCAAGGUGCAUGCAUUACUGGAGGGGAUCGCCAACCAUUUCACUAAAUGGAAUAAGCACAUGAUGGACACUCGGGAUUGCCAAGUCUCUUUUACGUUUGGGCCAUGUGAUUACCACCAGGAGGUCUCCCUUAGAGUCCACCUGAUGGAGUAUAUUACAAAGCAAGGCUUCACAAUCCGAAACACCAGGGUCCACCACAUGAGUGAACGGGCCAACGAGAACACAGUGGAACAUAACUGGACUUUUUGCAGACUAGCUAGGAAGACGGAUGACUGAUGUAGACAUCAGUGAGAUGCCUUUUGGUGUAGGCACCAGUGUAGAUGAGUGUCCUGAUGACCUAUAUGUGCUCCUGUGCACAAUGUUAUUUAUUAACAGCCAUUGCGACUGGAUGGUCCCGCUAACGUGACUCCUCCAUUGUUCUGUUACCCAGCACGCAUGCAUGUGCCUAUACAUGGAUCAGUUUCCAUGCUUUGACAUAGGCUUCCAACCUUAAUGCACAUUACCCUUCUCAGUAUUGAUGUGUGAACACUUGGCUUGUUAAUAAUACAGGCAGAAGAAUAUUGCUGGAACUUCAUAAAUGAGCUGAAGUUUUAGCCUCGUACAUCAUGAUCAACUUUCGCGUGACAUCAGAUUUUGACCUUUUAAUAACUUUGUCUUUAAAAUAAGCUACAGCGAACAAAUUGUGGGAGAAACUUUGAGCAGGAGGCAUUGACGGCAUUGUGAGAUUUCAGAUAUGCAGUUACUAUGAUAACGAUAAGACUUCAGCAGUUUGAAGCACUCUCACCCCAUCAUUGUCUAUAUUGUUGCCAUCAAGUACUUUCAGGUUCAUGGGAUGGUAGAGAAUAAUCCCAUAAUCAUCUGGAUCAUAUAUGUCAGGUUCAUAAAUCUGUGUAGCAUCAUCUUCCAGCUUGUCGCUGCGUCCUAUGUGUAAUUUGUGCUUUUAUUGACAUCCAUGUUUGUGUUGUAUUAUAGCAACAUGACCGGGCAGAUUAGCAUCAUGACAAGAGAUAUCAGGAUGGCUCAUACUGUCUACCAGAAGACUGCAAUUUGCGAAGGUGGCCAUAGGCAUACUAGUGAUUUAGCCACUCCAGCCAAAUGAUUGGUUUGAUUGGUUGUGACCAAUAAAAAUGUAUUCUGUAUAUUAGGACACCAGUAUUUGUAUUAAAGAAGCACAUUCAAAUAUGUUUUUUAGCUUGUAAUUUGCAUCAUAGGCUAUUAGUCUCUUGUGCAUACCUGCUUUAGUUGAUGUGCCAUUUAUUGGCUGUCUGCAAUCUUAUUUCCUUGUUAUAAUGCACCCUACACCUCCCAUGAUGCCUCUGGCUGUGCAGAGACAGGGAGUGGAGUAUCAACACACUGCAUGAUUUCUUCUGAAAACAGCACUACACCUGCCCUCACCUUGUGUGUGGUAUUGCAGCCUAUAUCCGUUUAAAUGAAUGGAGCUAAGUUGUACUACCACACACAACCCGAGGACAAGUGUGGUUCUAACUUUAGAUGAAAUUACCUCUGUUUUUGUAUUCCUGGACAACCCCUGAAUUGCAGCAAGUGACAGAUCAGUUACAUUGAACUUUCAAUAUCCUAAAUCACAUCAUAGAGUCUGAGGUUCAGUUUACAAGUGAUCACAAAUCCCAGCUGUAGUCAUAAAAGGGAUCAAAGUAUAGAUGCAGCUGAGCUGGGAUGAAACAAAUUGCACUGCAGGAAUAUUGCUGGUGAGUUAGCUUGAUACGUCGAAAACAUUUUUGUUGGAGUGCUUCUUUAAAAACAAACAUUUUAAUUCUUAAACUUUAAAUCUGCUCAUGGCCAAAUCAUUGUGCCUACAGCCACCUGUGUCAGGUUUCAUGUUAAGUCAUCAUAUAGUGAUUACAUCAGGUAUAAGGUGCUGUACUGGAGAUAGAUGUUUGGUGAAAAAAGCAUGGCUGGGUCCUGUUGGGACAAAACAUGGAAAAUGUUUUCCUGCUUUGUCCUUACAAUGGGAUCCAAUCCCAUUCUAGGAAUUAGAGGUGUUAUCCAACUUCUGAGCCAGGAAAUAAGAAUAGUAAUAAUGUUUAGGACAUGCUUACUAAUGUAUCCCAGGAUUUUUCUCAUGAAAAUUCUAUGUAAGUGCCCGGUAAUAUUCCCCAGUCAGCGGUUGAACAUGGAUUCUUCCACAUUGCGCUCUGCUGAAAACUACACUUCCUGGCUGCUGAGAACUACAUAGCUUCCGGCUCAGUGAGUGGAUUACAUAGUGGUUAAAGCAUUUCACAGGACUAAUAGAUUUACAUUGUGCAGUCACAUUACUUUUUUGAUUUGCAAGCUGUAGGCCAAAAAAUGUUUUAACUUGGAAUACCGCUUUAGGACAGGGUCACACGGAACAGAUCUGCACUAUAUUUUACGCAGAUGGCCCGACCCUAUAUUGUGCCUCCAGCUGUUCC